CACGACAAAUACAAAUGUCAAAGUUUUUCGACCUCGCUAGUUUUUCUUUCUGUGAUAAAAAAUCGUAGCUUUUAAUUUUUUUCAUUGAACUUGUGAUGUGGCCUUAAAAACGAUAAACCAUUUGUCUGCAUAUUAUUUUAGAAUGUGUAUUGAGUGCGGUGUUACUGAGGUGAUUUUGUAUUUUUGUGUGCGGUUAAUGCAAUAGUGUCAUUGUGAGAUCACGAUGCGUAUCGGUUUCGUGUUAUAUUGGUGCGUAUUUGCUUUUCAUCUGUGUAAAGCGGAAGAUGUGGAGAAGACAGAGAAUAGAGACAGUGGCAGAAGGCAGCAGUGGGGUCCCGUGGUGCGGAGUGGGUCGUUUAUGAGCGACUCAGCGGUCGCAGCCUCCAACGAACAGAUAUUGUUUGAGGCGUGCCACAAUGAGCCCGCGUGUCUCCAGGACAAGGCUGGUCUCGAAGCCAUCACGCAGCUACACAGGCAGCUUGAUGACGACGCCAACGGCAAUGUUGACCUCAGCGAGAGUGAUGAUUUUCUUCGCGAGGAGUUGCAGUACGACAGCGGGUAUGAGAAGCGGCAGAGGGCGUUCCACCACAAUGAUGACAUGCACAUCUCCGUCAAGGAACUGUGGGAGGCGUGGCUACGAUCUGAGGUUCACAACUGGACGGUAGAGCAGACGGUGGAAUGGCUGUCUCAGUCCGUGGAUCUGCCCCAGUACAAGACUCUGUUCCUGCAGCACAAGGUCACCGGCGCUACCCUGCCCAGAUUAGCCGUAAACAACAUGCAGUACCUGAGCAACGUGUUGGGCAUCAAAGAUCCGAUUCACAAACAGAAACUUGCACUCAAAGCGAUGGACGUGGUCUUGUUUGGACCCCCUAAAGAAGGCAGUAGAUGGAAGGACUGGCUCCUCGCGUCGUUGCUGCUCGGUGCGGUGGUCGGUGGAUGGGCGGCCCUGCGCGCUGGUCGCGCCAGCCGGCACCAGGUCCAGCGCAUGCUCCGAGACAUGGAACAGCUCCGCAAAGCUGAGAUGGCCUUGAAUGAUAUGCAGAAGGAACUCGAGAAAGCUCGUCUGGAACAGGAAAAUGUGACGACGGAAAAAAAGAAUUUGGAAAAGAAGCUUAGAGAAGCGGGCGAUACACCUCUUCUGAACUCUGCGUCAUCUGACCUUGAAGUGACGCAGUUGAAGGCUGAGAUCGAGAUGUUACGUGCUGAGCUUCGUAGGGCUGAGGGUGAGUUGGAAGACAGAUGCUGGGCGCCUCCCCCUGGUCUCCAGCAGUGGCUGCAGUUGACGCAUGAGGUCGAGAACAGAGCCUACCUCCGCAAGAAGCAGCAAGCAGACUUGCAGUUGCAGCAAGCGAGAGAAGCAUGUGAAAAAUUACGGAAGAAGAGAUCUAGUUUGGUCGGCGCGUUUGUGUCGACGCAUGGGAAAUCCAUUGAUGACGUCGACCGGUCCAUUGUAGAAGCACGCACUGCACUGAACGAGGUCACUCAAGAAUUACAGGAACGCAUGCACCGAUGGAAACAGAUCGAGCGUAUGUGUGGGUUUAACAUAAUCAAUAACAACGGGCUGCAGUAUUUGGAGACGGCGCUCUACAGGAGUGCUAACGGCCGACCUACAGGAAGAGGUCGCAUCAGCAGUUCUCAAGAUGACCUGAGCAUCGGUGACGAUGCGUCAAUAUGCGGCUCAGUUGCUGAUAACUUCGUGUGGCGGGAAGACUCCUCGGGCAGCGAAGCGGACGCUCCACACUACCCACUAGACCUGAGACUCGCUGAGGCUCGAUUACAACUAGAAGAGCGUCUAGCUCAAGAAGCUCGCGAGCGGCGACAGGACGAGCGCAUAGAACGGCGCGCGGAAGAAAAGCGGGCCGCUCUAGAGGACUUCAGGGCGAGGACCUCUUACAACGACCUGCGGAAGACACCUGACGAUAGGAAUAAGGAUCAGGUGCAGUUCAUAUUGGGAGGGGAUAAUGUAAACUGGUCAGGCGAGCCAGAACUGCCGCGCAUAGCGGAGCUGACUCGCGCAGUGACGUCAGCAUCUCAGCCACAGCUCCGAGCCUCAGUCCGCGGGGCUCCGCUGCCGCCCCCGCGCCGUGUCCUGUCCUCGGUCGCAGCCCCCAUCGUACGCUCCCGUAGCACCGAUGUAGUACCACUGUCUGACGACCCUAGGCCUCCGCCCAGGAAUGCCUUCCCUAGGCCGAAGACGCUUGCUGAAGACGCCCCAACGCCUUCAAGCAACACGCCACCAGAAGAAGAAUCGACAGACUCCUCACUGAUGGACGACGAAGGUAUCCCCAAGCCUCGCAAGCGUCGCAUCCACCUCCCCUUCGGAAAGAAAGCCAAAACACCGGCGUGACGUCACCACCAACCUGCCCGGUGACACUUGACAAGCCAUCACUGACAUGGCGAAGCGUGUUUGGUAAUAAAACUGCCAUCUUACCUGUCCAGGUGAUACUACGAUAAUGCUUGAAAAGGUAAUGAGGUUUCUUGCUCGUCCUACUCCAUAGGAAGCGUAUUCGAGCAAGCAUCACUAAAGGACCGAUGACGUAUUCAGUUUGAGUUUCAAAAGUGCCUUUUGAAAUAGCAAUAAAUUAAUAAUAAGUUUUCCAACUUGUAGACUUUUUCGUUGAUUUUCUUCAGUUCAUCUGAACAGGUAAUUUGGUAGCUCUUUCAUUAUAAAAUUCAUGAUCUGUUUAAGUAUAAAAUAUGAAAGUUAUUCUCGUCAAUCGUAAGAUAUGUUUAACAGUUACUAUGGAAAGGAAACGUAUUAGUUAAUAAACAAAACGAAUACUUUUAGUGACACUUUAAAUAUUUAUUUAAAUCUAACUUAAACUUUCCUAUUUUGUACUUAAUACAAACCUUUGGCAAUAAAUCAUUCGUUCCCAAUAAAGUAGUUCUUCCUAUAAUAAUUUCUUGUAGGGUAAUAGAAAAAUAAUAAAUUACGCGGCCUAACACAGAAACGUAACGUUUCUUAGUAAACAAGUCAAUUGAUACACCAAGGGAUUUUGGUGGAGGCCAGUGAUGAUAUGUUAAUUACAAUUAACUCAGUUACUGAGGACGUUGUAGGAACGCCUAUAAGACCUACAUUUUAUUUAGGUCGUUUAGUAACUUUUUAGUCUUGUUUCAAGCCUUUUAAGGCUAGUUUUACAGUGUCUCUCGGAGUGGAAGCAUUACUAACAGUCAUUCAAAGAAGUAAUUGAAUAUAAUUCGGUACUCUAGUUGAAUAGAUACAUUGGUAAUAGCCGAUUAUGAAGUUUAUAUCACCAUAACCUAGAUAGCUAUCAAUAAAUAGCAACUCGGGCGCAUUUCACCCGCUCCUCUCAGCUCCUAUUGAUCGUAACAUUAUGUUUUAUAGCCUAUAAUCUUCCUCGACAAAUGGACUAUCCAACAAAAAAAAAUAUUUCAAAUUGAACCAUUAGUUCCAGAGAUUACUGCGUUCCAACAAAGUAUAUGAUUUAUAAGAGAGUGUAAAACUAGCCUUGAAUUAUCAACGACCGUAUAACCUAAUUACCUAUUUAGUUAAUUAUUAUUAUUUAAUAGUUCGCGCUUCGUCUUAGUUGUGCAUCAAUCUUGGUUGUAAUUUGACUGAGUGAUAUUCAAAUUGAUUUAUUCCCCACUAUAGUCCGCACGUUUGCUAGUUAAACUACACGUUUUGUAGUAUUCUUUCAUAUUUUGUAUUAUAUUUAUGUACUUAAAUGUCCCAUUUUUUCAAUCCGUUUUUUGAUAUUGUGUAAAAAUGAUUUUGUGAGGUUGUUUAUCCCUUUUGUUGUAUCAAAUCAGAUAUGUAAUAAUUAUGACAAUAUGAUUGUUUAAAGUAUGUAUAAUAAAGUUUUAAAGUAAGCGUCGUCAUCAGGCCCGCAUCGUACGAUGCGGAUUAGUGGACGCAGUUGUAUGAGUUUCUAUACUAGACAAACUAAAAUCCGUUGCGUGGGAUGCGGGCCUGUGGACGCUUACCUUUAGAAAUCAAAGUUACAAAGUGAAUAAUGAAAUUGUCAUUCAAAUAUGAACGGUUUUUAUGUUCGAUAGCUCACACGAGCUGUUGUUUAUUAUCAUAUUAUUUGAUGACUACUCACUAUCACAUAAAGAAUAUAUCUAUUAUGGUUGUGCAAUAAAUAUAAUUCAGGAACAUAAUAAUUUAUGUACAUUUGUAGUUACGAAAUACAGUUCAGUGUAAUACAUUGUUUCAUUGUAUGAAAGACAUUUUUUAUGUUUAGACGACUAGGCCAAUAAAUUGUUUUAUUAUUUAUUUUUUUAUUGUAAAAAGACAUUUUUAAGAAUAUUUUGUCCGUUUUUGGAAUGUUCUCUUGUGAAAACCAGUUCUCCUUGAAAAUCUCCAAUUUUGAUUUUGUAUUUUAUGUUAGAGGUCGGGCUGGGAAUCCUAAUUUUGUGCAAAUUUUAUUAUAGUUAGAUAUUGUGUAACAAAUCACCAAGUAAUGUAUUUUCACUCUAUUUUUAUAUACAUUAUCAUUUUUAUAUUUAUUUAUGACUGCCUAAUGCGUGUUUUCUUGCUUUUUAAUCCUGAUAUUAGAUUCCAAUGUGAAAUAUUUAAAUUAUAAUGAAUUAUUUCAUCUGUUGCAAGUUAGUUGUACAGUUAAUGCUACUUACAUAGAUCACUAAUUGUAAACUAAUCAUGUUUCCAUAUUGUUUUGUCUUAUAAUUCGCCGGAGUGUCGACUAGAUAUGAGCGCAGUUAUGUUGUGAUUGUUGUAAUGUUUACGGUGUUUCAGAAAACGUCACAUAUUUUAGAAUAGUCCUAAGGUAAACGCUGUAUUGACAGCCGCGACAUAGGCUGUGCCUAGUCCGGUUGCCACUGAGUAAACUGGAACAUGUUUACAUUGAACUGGUAAUAAAGAAUUUAUUUAUUUGUUAUUUAAAAUACGACAAACUACUGCUAUUAUCAAACAUAUAAAACAAUACAGUUUUGUAGUUACAAUAAAUACAAUAAUUUUGUAUUUUUUUAUAUAAGUAUUCAUUACGUUUUCUGAAACCCCGUGUUUGUAAAUCAUUUGCUAGUAUAAUAAACUAAUCGCAGUAUAAGUUACUAUUAACACGAGUUUACCAUAUCGCAUCAUUCCCUUUUUUUCGUAGAUGAUAGCGAUAUUAUCGACCUUUAGCUGUACGUGUAGAAUUAUUUGUAAGGCAACAUGGUGCUAGAUGAACAUUCUCAGACUGAACACCGCGCAUGGCUCAAAUUUUUGUAUGGAUUUUAUUAUUCUGCUCGUUACUAUGUAGUUUUGUACUAAAUUGUGACGUGAUGUUGCGUUUAGCUCCUGCCGUUAGUGAAAUAUAUCUAAUGUUAUCGUUGGCGUUACAAAUGAGCCCAAGUUCUGAUACAAAUUCAUUAUUUCAACUUGGCUCAAAUUUUCUAACGCCAAUGACAGUCAAUGAAAUCAGUAUCAUAAAUAGUUCAAGUAAUAUAAUGAAGCUAUACGUAAUAAUGUAUAUGUCCCAGUUGUGUCUACAUCGUGAAACAUUAAGGAAUUCGUACUUAAUGAAAUUAUAAUAGUGUAAUGCAGAAGUUGAGUACAAAAUUUGUUUGACAAGUGUUAACCAGCAACGCCUACAAGGUACACUUGCAUUAUGUUAAUUUUAACUUGGAUUUUAGAUGUAUUUUAAUUAGUUAAUUAUUGCGAUUUAUUUUAUGGCACCUAAUCCUGAGGAAGCAGUAAUCGACAUUAAAGUUAGCCAAUUAACACGAAGCAAUUAGCCUACUAUUGUAGGCCCGUACUUGCCACGUUGGAUGCCAUAAAAUAGAUCAGAUUUUCACGAAGUGUAUAUUUUGUAGACCCCAGAUCUGAUCGCGUUGUAAAGACAAAUCGUGAUAAAUAAAUUGUUACAAUCAUUGAAAGUUAAUAAAUUGAUAUUACAAAA
Spodoptera frugiperda (fall armyworm) is the source of this 5861-nucleotide messenger RNA. RefSeq names its product stromal interaction molecule homolog (gene Stim). Gene Ontology annotation, cellular component: plasma membrane; endoplasmic reticulum. Lineage: Eukaryota; Metazoa; Arthropoda; Insecta; Lepidoptera; Noctuidae. Gene Ontology annotation, molecular function: calcium ion binding; calcium channel regulator activity; protein binding. The transcript is spliced from 15 exons. Gene Ontology annotation, biological process: intracellular calcium ion homeostasis; activation of store-operated calcium channel activity; store-operated calcium entry. The record is from RefSeq and is a predicted model, not a curated record. The coding region runs from base 224 to 2347 and encodes 707 amino acids.